ACUGCGUCACUUUCUAAGUUGCAGCAUUUGUUAUUUAAUACUGCCAUGCAGUAAAAAAAAAUUAAUUGGCAGAGCAAAACACUUACUGAUUCCUGCAUGUGACUACAACUACAGGUUUAAGCGUCCUUGUUGCUGUGAACCAAAAUCAAACAAGAUAAAUGAGGAGAGUUUUUUCAAAAGGAGGUUUCAUUAUUUCUUUCCAGAGAAGAAAAUAUGUUUGAUAGUUUUGGACUCAUUUGCAUGAUUUGGUGGUGUGUGAUGCUCUUUCAUCCCUUGCACGCUGACAUCCAGUGUAUAGAGUCAGAAGCACAAAAAUCACCUAUUACAAAUGUGAAUGUGGACUGGAGAAAAAUGGAACUGUCCUGGGAGAGCAGCAAGAAUUUUUCUAUGUAUAAAUGUACCAUCAUGAGCUGGGACAUGGAAAGCAUAGAGAAAGAGGUGAAUAGUCCACUAUGCAGGUUUCCAAAGGAACUGUACAUGCCUCUGCACAAAGGGGUAUUCUUUAUCAUUGAAGUGCCAAACACAAACAUCUCAAAAAAAUGCACCUUUCUCCCUGGAGGCACGAAUGAGUCAGCCAUUGAAAAUUUCUCCUGUGUGAUUUAUAACAUUCACCUCAUGAACUGCACUUGGCAGGCAGGAAGGGGUGCUCCAGCAGAUACACAGUAUUUUCUCUACUGGCAGAACUCAAGAGAUGAUGGGCAGAUGGAAUGUGAGCUUUACAUUAAAGAUGAAAACGGCAGAAACAUGGGAUGUAGAUUCCAAAAUGUGAGGAUAGAGAUUGAAAAAGCUUACUUCCUGGUUAAUGGGUCUAGCAAAGACUCCCUGAUCCAGUUCUAUGAUGAGUACAUUGAACUGUAUAAAAUUGAAAUACUCACUGCUCCAUUAAAUGUCACUGCCCAUUGUACUGGAGAUCCAGCGGGUUGCAUAAUUACCUGGCAUCCACCCCUUACAAGUCACGUGGAAAAAGUAAAGUGUUUUCAGUAUGAAAUUAACAUACAAAAUAAGGAUGACCCCAAAGAAGAGAAAAAGCUUGUAAGGAAUGAUAGAUACGAAUUCCAAAAUUACAAUGAGAAAAAACGAUACAUUCUGAAAAUCAGAGCACGUGGAACAAAAUGUCUCGUAAGCUCAAAGUGGGGGGAAUGGAGUGAACCCAUUGAGUUUGGUCAAGGGAAAGAUUACUUUACUUUCGUGAUUUUAUUUCUAAUAGCACUUGGAACAAUAUCAGUGACAGUGCUCCUGUAUUGUCUUUUCAAAAGGUAAAUCAACCUUUUUUUCUGUAGAUACUAUUGAUAGAGUAUUAUCUCUAUGAAACACAUUCCUUCAAUCUCCUACUUUCCUACCUGCAAACUUAAAUAAUCCGAUUAUCAAUGUCAAAAUGUAUUAUCGCCAGUAUUGUUGUGGAUGGCCCUUCGGCACACAAAAUCACUACAAGUGAAAAAUGGGGAAAGGAUAUUGAAGUUACUAAGUGGAUCCUGGAUUCCACCAGAUCCUACAAAAGCUAUUGUGUUCUUACUUUUAAGCAUUUAAUAUCCAGGUUGCUUUGAAGCCACUGGCUGCAUACAGUACCAGACAAGAGGGAAUCCAGACAAAUUAACAUAUUGUUUUUUUGAUAAAACUUCUCACUCAGUGGUUAAAGACAGUUAUGUCAUGUGAUUUAUUCAGUCAUUGAUUAAUAAAGUAUUUACUGUGACUCUCAUCACAAAAUAAAUUUUAGUUUCCCAAGUGAUAAGUAUACUAAAAGUUACCCACCAGUUAACCCACUCAAAAUAUUUUUCUUUUCACUUAAUUUGUAGAGCAGUAGCUAUUCAAUCUUGAAAGUAAAGAAUGUCCUUAAAUUGUAAAACACAAUGUUUGUGUAAGUUAUAUUACCAGUAUUUUAAAUUUCUCCACAACGCCAUUUUCUAUCCAAAGGUGCAGUUUCAAGAACAUACUUCCUCCUAUACCACAACCGAGAGACAAAUUUAAUGCAUUAACCAAUGAAGAUAUCCAGGUAUGGUUUCUUUUCAAUUCAGUCAAAUUUGUUAACUCUAAUCCACAAUAGGCCAAAGACUAGAACUGACAUAUAAAAUAAGUGUUACAUUUGGUCCAAUGAAGACCAGUGCCUGUCAUGCAAGGUACGCUGCUUUGAAACCUGAAAUGCUCUAUGCCACUGCUGAGACAAAUGAUUAUCCUGUAGGUAUUUGCAGCCGUAUUUUAAGACCAGAGUUUUCACUUUUAUGGAGAACAGUAAUUUCUGUGCAUACAAGCUCUACGAGGUUGCUGUUCAUACUUUGAAAAUAACCCAAGAAAACAUUUUCCAUUAGCAUUUUCAAAUAUCAAUCACAUAAUACAUAAUACAAUGUGAAUAUGUAUUUUAUAAGCCUGACCAACCCCAUGUAAAAAUCCUGUCACACUGAAUAAUGAAAAUCAACAGGGCUGGGAAGACUCAACAGCUUAACUAGUCUUCCUCUUACACCAGCAUAGGAUUAGCAAUUUCAGUGCUUUGUACAAACUGUAUUUGACCAAUAUACUGUAGCAUCCCUAUGUACCCUAUUCUAUAUUUUUAACUAUCCUCACUUUUAAAAAGCUUUUUAAUAGCCUGUUUUACUGCACUUAAAAUCCAUUACUUUUUAUCCUUAUUCCUUUCCUGUUUACAGUUAUCUUACACACUUGCACACUGUUAACAGCAAGUAACUCUUCCUGUCUUUCUACACGUCAUGACAACCAGGCUUCAAACCAUUGAUGCUUCUCAAAUUGUCCAUUUAAGCAGUGGUUGUAUGGUGAUUGCAUUGUGAGGGAAUGCUUUGUAUCAGCUGGCUAAAGCAAAGUCAAUAAAUCAGGCUAGUCAUUUACUGCCUACAACAAUUCAGUGGCAACACCAUGCUUUCCAAUGAGGCUUUCAAAAGUGGCACAGAAAUUUUCCUUCAACUGUUUACAAAGAAUCCUCAAAGCUCUGACUACUAAAACUCUCUCGUUUUGGUAACUAUAUACCAGCACAUUGUCCUAUUUAAUUUGUCUUUGGUGCUACCACCUUUGACUUUCACAGAAAGUAGGUAGGAAUGUGACAUGGAUAGGUUUCCUCAUACACAUUAAGUCAUUAAUACCUGGUAUCUCACUUCAUACCAGGCUUCUAGAGCAUAAGCCAUCCACAGUCCAUCUUAUUAAAUAAUAAGAGCUAGUACAGUAGCAAGCAGUCUUUCAAAAAUUGCAGACUCUCCAGAUUGCUUGCUUUUCCUAAACUUGAGGGGCUUCCAAAUUUCUGUGCAUAUACUACCAGACUUAAUCAAAUCACUCCAUUACAGCCCAAAGGCCUUUGUCGAUGUGGUUUCUAAAUGCUGGCAUAGGCUCUUCCAUGCAGGCAACAAUUUAACAGCAGCAGUUGCCAGAGUUCAAGUGAAGCCCUCAGGUUGCCUCAUACCUGUCAACAGGCACUGUGAAGGUAAUUCAUACGAUUAUGACAUGUUUAAACAGCUUCUGGACUCCUCUUUGCUCAUUUUGAUCUAGUCUUAAAGUCUAAUUUUAUUAUACUUCUUCCCUCCAAACUCAGGUAUCUUUUUAACACUGAUUGAAUGCUGCAAUUCUUCAAAGCAGAAAAUAAAGUACAAAACCGGUAUUUUCAAGAUCUCUCCUCUACUGAACACCAGAACACUCUCUCCCUGACAUUUAGUGCUAAUGGAUUUAUGAUUUAUUUUGAAACCUAUAACUUGCUAAUCACGCCUCUUUAAAGCUUGCAUUUCUUUGUUUUGCCCUGACUUAGUCAAUGACCUUUCACAUUUUUUUUUCUUAUGUUUCACUAUACUUUUCCCUAGAUCACUGAAAUAUCUCUAUUUACAAAAUCCUAAUUUUCUGCACUGAGUUUGCAUUUGUAUUCUUAAAAUGCUCAUGUUAAAAAACUACCAAUUUUCUUAUUUAUUGUAAGAUCCUACCAACCAAAUCACUCAGUGCAUCAGACACCUUGCAUUCAUCUAAUCCAUUUUAUUUUACUCAUCUUACUACCAAAGCCUGAUGACAUUUCAGUCACUCUCCCCAGAUACUUUUUUCACCCUCACUCAGAAGUCUAACACUUAAGUUUUCCUCUUUUCCCAGAUCAAAUUCAUUCCAAGGAUUUGAAAGACACUCUGUGCAUUUUCCCCAGAGUAGCCAAGUAGCACAAAACACCAUGACCCUGAAGCCCUGCAGUGCUUAAUCAAUCCCUCAGAUUUCCUAGAAAAAAAUUUCCCACGAAGACAUCCUGGUUUGAUAUUGUCAUAUACCAGCAGCUUAUCUUUCCUUUUUUUAACUUUUCCCCCCAGUACUAUCCCCCUUUUUUUUUAAAAUCAUACCUAUCUCCCUUCAAUACUUUCAGCUCUGAGUGCUGUAUCAGUACUAUGAUCUUACCUAGCAACAUCCACUCUCCUAGAACUCCAGGUUAACCGAUGUUAAAAUGUGUAAUAGCAACCAAAGUAUUUUCUCUAGAAGUCUAGCUAAUGCUUACAUAUCAAAAACUCAGGCAAUACCCACUGAAUAAAUUCCUUCUAUUGUCUCAGUUAAGGUUGUCCAGCAUUUAGAUAAAAUUCUAUUCUUUGUCCUUCUGCUGACAGCUAGCUAGUACUGAUUGUACACAUUAAAGGUAAAACAAUCCCUAACUGUCCUUAAAACCACUUUCUUCCGCUUUGCAAGCAUCUCUUUAAGUAAUGAAAGAGCAAGAAGAGGUACCUUUGGUACUGGUGUAUCUAGCGUUGUCUGAUUAUCGACAGAGUGACUCUCUAGCCUACUGCAUGUUACAGACUUUUCUUUCUCUUUAGACAGAGUAUGUAAAUCUACCAUCAAAAAGUGACACCGAGGAAGUAACUACAGUUGAAGAGAUGAUCCAACUUUCCAAGAAGAAAAUACACUGAUGCCCCCAAUACAAAAUAAAAGCAUAGAUCCUGCUGACAAGUACUUCAAAACAGCCUAUAAAAGAAUAUAAUUGCCUAUAACACUGUUUGUCCCAUAAAAAUCCACUUAAAUGCAGCAGGCGAAACAAGGGGAGAAAAAUCUGUGAAAUUUAUUCUUCACCCUUUGUUUGAAACCAAAAUGGCCAGCAGCCACCCUUUUCUGCAAGUGUCUACUUUGAAGACAUGCUUAAACCUAGGUAGGCUGUUCUUCACAAUGUGAGACAAGGCCUCUUAUCCAAAGAAACUCACUUCCAGCCUUCAUUGCUAAGAAGCUUCUUUCCUCUGACUAUUAAGGUUUCCUGGAAGAUGACAGGCCUGCUUAAGGAUGCCACAGUAAUUUUACGAUUGUAUAGUUUUUAUAUGCUCAGGGGUUUUUUUAGCAGAAACUAUUCAAAAUGUGUUUAAAAUUGCCCUUUAAUCUUCCAACCAGCAAUACCAAAGACAAAAAUGGGAAAUAAAAUUACACCUGCCAAAUGUAACUAUUAAUACUGGUCUGCCAGUCAGCCAUUUCAUGAGCUCAGUACUGCCACUGCAAAUACAGACCUCUGCAACACUCCAAUCUUCUGCAGGAUUAGCAUGUCCUUAAAUCACAGACAGUAUUUAAAGCCUUCAAAAACAUCUAGUCUUAACAGUUGUGAGGACUGAAAUAAAAUCUGUAAUAAAGGUUUAAUAGCUGAAUUUUAGAAUCCCUUCAAAGGGUGCAAAUUCAGUUUCCAACACCUUUUAAAAAUACUAUAGGUUUUAAAUGCCAGAACUUUUACAAAUUCUGGCUGUUUUCCUUUUAAUAUUUUUCAAAAUGAAUGCAUUGCACAGUGUCUCAAUAAGGCAGAAAACAAAUGCUUUUUUUAAAAGUCUCAUUUAUUGUUUGCCUCUUAUGUUCCUAAACUUCAUGGCACAUUGGAAAUUGCUGCUGCAUGACUGAGAGAAGCCAUAUAUUAAAAAAACCAAACCAGCACAAAUUAGUACAUGCUGAAUGCACAGCAUAGAGAAAUUGCAGUUCACAUUAAAACCACCUACACUUGCACUUUUUUUUUCCUAUUUCUUGUAGUUAAAACCUAGUUCUGGAGAAAAGAUGGCGU
Pseudopipra pipra is the source of this 5974-nucleotide messenger RNA. Its product is annotated as granulocyte-macrophage colony-stimulating factor receptor subunit alpha-like. The coding region runs from base 214 to 1260 and encodes 348 amino acids. The record is from RefSeq and is a predicted model, not a curated record. Gene Ontology annotation, cellular component: external side of plasma membrane; membrane. Gene Ontology annotation, biological process: cytokine-mediated signaling pathway. The transcript is spliced from 10 exons. Lineage: Eukaryota; Metazoa; Chordata; Aves; Passeriformes; Pipridae. Gene Ontology annotation, molecular function: cytokine receptor activity; protein binding.